Paramuricea clavata is the source of this 792-nucleotide messenger RNA. Lineage: Eukaryota; Metazoa; Cnidaria; Anthozoa; Malacalcyonacea; Plexauridae. The record is from the annotation of a GenBank genome assembly.
AUGGCAGAUGUCAAGAAGAAAAUCAAGGCACGUCAAGGCCAUCGUACAUUUGUAGAAAGCGUUAUGACAAAAUCUCGUGAGUUGAUUGCUGGUGAAAUUACUGAAUAUAUCUGUCAGAAGCUACAAGUAAAUAAACGAAUUUUAGAAGGUAAAAUUGCUCUCUUGGAAAGUAUAAAUGGUGAAAUUGUCGAUCUUUUGAACGCGAAAGAUAAUAUCGAGAAGGAAAUUAUUGAUAGCUCAGAGUUUAAUGCCACAGUCGACGAAUGCCUUGUUCAAAUUGAUAUUGUAUUGACGGAAAGUGCAAAAGUUCAAGUGAGUCCACAUCAACCAGUUCUUACACCAAGUACUGCACCUAUCAAGGCUAAAUUACCUAAGUUGUCUCUGAAUAAAUUCUCGGGUAAUCCUGUUGACUGGCAGGCAUUUUGGGAUUCGUUCGAUUCUGCAGUUGGGCCAAACUCGUCAUUAAGUGAUGUGGACAAAUUCAAUUACUUGAAAUCAUUAUUACAUGGUUCUGCAGCAGAAACAAUCAGUGGAUUUUCGCUUACAAAGGAAAAUUAUUGUGAAGCUAUCAAAUUACUAAAAGAAAGAUAUGGGAAUAAGCAAGUUGUUAUUUCAAGUCAAAUGGAUUCCUUGUUGAAAUUGCCCGAAGCUACAUCAAUGGGUGAGGUGAAGAAACUGAGAAAUAUUUAUGACAAGUUGGAAUCGCUUGUUCGAAGUCUACGAAAUGUUGGUGUUUCUCCAGAUACAUAUGGUUCAUUUCUUGCUCCAGUUGUUAUGUUAAAGAUUCCAUAA